This is a messenger RNA of Daucus carota subsp. sativus, 1485 nucleotides long. RefSeq names its product GDSL esterase/lipase At4g16230-like. Lineage: Eukaryota; Viridiplantae; Streptophyta; Magnoliopsida; Apiales; Apiaceae. The record is from RefSeq and is a predicted model, not a curated record. Gene Ontology annotation, molecular function: hydrolase activity, acting on ester bonds. The transcript is spliced from 5 exons. The coding region runs from base 197 to 1297 and encodes 366 amino acids.
AUGACUCUUAGUGGCUCAUGAUUUGAUCCUACAACUUUUUGUUUUCAGUCCAGUUCAUAGCUCACAAAUAAGGGUGCAACUUUUGUGUAGAGACUUCUAGUGCACCCUGGCCCGUGCUCGAAUUCUACAGCCUGGUAGAUAAUUCGACUGCAUUUUGGCGGUUUUAGAAUUAAUUUUCCUGUUGUGCAUUGCUGUAAUGGCCAUUCGAGCUAUGUCUGGCGUUGUGCUUCAGAUUUUUGUGGUCUUUGUUUGUCUGGUCGUUUAUUCGUCAGCUGCAAAAUUUUCUGCUAAUUUUAUUUUUGGAGAUUCUUUGGUUGAGGCCGGUAACAAUGACUACAUUGUGUCUCUCUCCAAGGCUAAUUACCCUCCGAAUGGUAUUGACUUUGGGAGUCCAACAGGAAGAUAUACUAAUGGCAGAACUAUUGUUGAUAUUAUUGGACAGCAAGUGGGGUUUAGCGAAUUUGCUCCACCAUAUUUGGCUCCAACUACUAGAGGCCCUGUGAUUCUGCAGGGUGUCAAUUACGCCUCCGGUGGGGGAGGGAUUUUGAAUGAAACUGGAAAGAUUUUUGGUGGUAGAAUCAACUUGGACGCGCAGAUUGACUACUUUGCCAAUACCAGGCAAGAUAUAAUAGCACAAAUAGGUUUCCCCGCGGCAAUGCAGCUAUUGGAAACAGCCCUCUUCUCAGUUACAAUGGGUUCUAAUGAUUUUAUAAACAACUAUUUGGUGCCUGUGCUUUCAAGUGUUAAACAAAGAUUAGUAUCUCCUGAGAUGUUUGUCGCGAGUUUAAUCCCUAGAUACAGGGCUCAACUUACGAGGAUUUACAAUUUGGGUGCCAGAAACUUUAUUUUGCCAAAUGUCGGGCCAAUCGGAUGCAUACCAUAUCAAAGAGAUGUAAAUCCAUUAUCCGGGGAUCAGUGUGUUGCUUUGCCGAAUCAGCUUGCUCAAUCUUUCAACAUCCAGUUAAAGAGUCUGCUUAUUGAGCUCGAGGCCAACCUCAAGGGGUCAAGAUUUAUUUAUGCAGACGUCUACCACAUUGUCGAAGAUAUCAUUCAAAAUUAUGCCUCAUAUGGCUUUCAAAACGCAGACUCUGCUUGCUGCUCAUCCGCAGGGCGCCAUGGAGGAGUCAUCCCAUGUGGUCCUGGUCCGACACAUGUGUGUCCAGACAGAUCAAAAUACGUUUUCUGGGAUGCAUACCAUCCAAGCGAUGCUACUAAUGCUCUCAUCGCGCAGCGUUUGAUCGAAGGUGGAACUGACGAUGUUUCACCUAUAAAUCUCAGACAACUUGUUGAAUCUUGAGCUAUUAAGUAUCAAGUCCUACUGAGAUAAUUCAUUAGCAAAUAUGGUUAUACUAUGAUGUUAUUAUAUAUACUUAUAAAUUACAUUUAGCCUGAUUUUUAUAGAUGAUUAGCAACAAGUCCAAUGUGACUGAUCAUUGCCAAGGAUGAACUAAAAUAUAUUAUCUACAAGAAGAAGAUAUGAUUUAU